CGAAACACAUACAUUAAUACCCGCGUCUCUGUUCCGUGUUGUGCGAUCGCCGGAACAAAGCAAGGUGACGUCAGGGCGUAAAAAAGGCCACGGUUGGGGGAGUUUGCUGCAAGGAGAGAGAAAGAGAGACAGGGACAGAGAGACAGGGGAGGGCCGUAGCGAGUGUAUUUGUGAGCGGCGGCGCGUGUGGCGUGUUGUGGUGAGAACUGUAUUGUGAAUGGUGAGUGUGCUGCCCUGCUCGCCACGAUGCAGCACGUAGCACUUCAAGAUUUCCAGGGAUUCACGCCCCCCUUGCGAAGAGGCGACGGGGGGCGGUGCUCGGGGCAUGUGGUGGACUCGGGGGGUGGAGGGGGGGAGUGUCCAGCGCCCCCUAGUGGUGAGGACCAAUAUUUGUCCCGGAUUCCCACCUGCCCUAGUGAGGAUUGGAAGUUUCCGUCUUUCCCUGACUUCGGUGGUGGAAUGAGUGGUGACCAGUGUGGUGACCAGUGUGGUGAGGAGGAAAAGUACCCGCCCCUCAGCUGCCCUGUGGACUCCGUCAGUGACUGGGAGGAAGACUACCUGUCCUUCGGGAUAUUCCUUCAUAGUGAUGAGGAAGAGCAGUACCCACGCGUGACAGAUUCCAGUGAUGAUACAGAGCAACACUCAACGUCCUCCGGUGGUGACGAGCAGCAUCCAACCUCAUCUGGUGGUGAUAACGAGAGCUCAACCCCAUCCAGUGCUGAUAAAGAGCAUUUAACCCCAUCUAGUGGUGAUAAAGAAAAUUCAGCUCCAUCUAGUGGUGAUCAAGAGAAUUCAACCCCAUCUAGUGGUGAUCAAGAGAAUUCAACCCCAUCUAGUGGUGAUAAGGAGAAUUCAACCCCAUCUAGUGGUGAUAAAGAGAAUUCAAACCCAUCUAGUGGUGAUAAAGAGAAUUUAACCCCAUCUAGUGGUGAUAAGGAGAAUUCAACCCCAUCUAGUGGUGAUAAAGAGGAAUAUUCCAAUCCUUCUAGCUGUGACGGAAAACAACAUCCAACUUUCGAAACCAUGGGAGAAAAUGAGAGAAAGGAACAAUACCCACCUUUAGUGAAUCAUGUGGAUAUUAGUGACGAGGGUGACCAAUAUCCACCUGUCUUGAAUCAUGUGGGUACCAGAGAUGAAAGCGAACAAUAUCCACCUGUCGCGGCCUCUGACCAAUAUCCAUCUGUCUCAAAUCAUGUGGAUACUAGAGACGAGGGUGACCAAUAUCCACCUGUCUUGAAUCAUGUGGAUACUAGAGAUGAAAGCGAACAGUAUCCACCUGUCGCCACCUCUAAACAAUAUCCGCUUGUCUCAAUUCAUGUGGAUACUAGGAACGAGAGCGAGCAAUAUCCGCCUGUCUCAAAUCAUGUGGAUACUAGAGACGAGAGGGAACAAUAUCCACCUAUCGAAACUUCCAGUGAGAUCCAGCAUUAUCCACUUCUCGCUAAUCAUGUGGGUAAAAGAGACGAGAGUUACCAGACCUCUGCUAGCCAUCCACCUGUCGGGAGCCAUGUGGAUACUAGAGACGAAAGCGAGCAAUAUCCACCUGCAAACCAUGUGGAUACCAGAGACGAGAGCGAACAAACCACUGAGGCAUAUCCACUUGUCGAAAACCACACUAAAGAUGAAAGCAAACAAUAUCCACUUCAUGAGAACCAUGUGGAUACCAGAGACGAGAGCGAACAAACCACUGCGGUAUAUCCACCUGCAAACCGCGUGGAUACCAGAGACGAGGGCGAACAAACCACUGAGCAAUAUCCACUUAUCAAAAACCACACUAAAGAUGACAGCAACCAUUAUCCACCUCUUGAGAACCGUGUGGAUACCAAAGACAAGAAAGAACAGACCUCUGAAAGAAACCCGCCUGCUGAACCAUCAAAGCAGCACACACCCGCGGCAGCCUCUCCGCAAACACAUUGCAGCGAAGGACACCACCCGCAUGUUUGUUCCUGCAGAAGGGAUCAGCACCACAACCAUCCACACCAGCACCAUCCAAACCACCCGCAACACCACCACGCGGCCCACAGUGAAAGCGACGACGAGGAGCACUACUACCCGCACCUCGGCACUAUUUUUGAGACACACGAUGAAGACGAGGAACAUUCACCAGGGAAGAGAGGCGCUAAUGGUAAAUUCCAUACCCCACACUCCCGCCCAACCUCCCCCACCGCCUCCCCACGCGUCACGCCCGCCUCCCCGGCCUCUCCCGCCUUUACCUUCAAGUGCUCUGCUGCCAAACCACCCAUUCCGCUGCUCAGAUGGGCGCGUCGACACCACAGGCAUGAGAGCGAGGUGAGCGGAAGCAGCGCCCUCGUGUCUCCAGUCCAGAGUCGGCGCCGCCCGGCACACGGACUACCGCGCCAGCACCCGCACAGCCGCGUGAGGAAGGUGAGCGCGCCGCCGGAGUUGCAGCCACACUUAGGUGGCACUCAGCCCCAGCACAGCAACGCCCACGCCCACACCACCCCGGGCCACGGCGGCACGAAUCCCGAUCACGCGGACCGGUCCUCCAGCUCGGAAUUUAUCCUCAGCUUGCCCUCACAGACACAGCUGUCUCGGGGCUUCUACAGCAGUUCGGACUCAGGAGUGCCAUCCGAGUACUCGUCUUGCGGAGGCCAUGUGGCGGAAGUGAACCGCCACGCCCCGCAGACCAGCUUCUCUCCCACAGCUUCCGUGAACGACCUCGCAAACCAGCACCAGACUCACGAGACUCAAGACGUGUCCUUCUACCAGUCCGACUCCGACAGCGAGAGUCUGGACGACGUGCAUUCGCCUCAAGGUCACCGCACGUCUGGUGUUGUUGGUGAGAUGAACAACCAAACGCUGAACCACAACCACAUGGAGCCCUCCCCCCUGGUGCUCCCGGUGGGUUCCCCGCCCCCCCUGAACCGCAUCCCCACUGAGCCCAUCAUGAACACGCCGCCCUCCCACCCGGUGGGCGGCCACCACAACCAGGCCCGGCGCCACAGCAUGGUGGUGCAGCUCAACCUCCAGGGCGCGGCGACACCCCUCACAGGAUUCACGCAGGCACCCAACACAACUCGCUCUGUGUCCAUGGUGUCGCUGACCGGCAACCCCGUGGUGUCCACCAGCAUGUACCCCAACUUGCACAACGACACGCAGUCCAUCUACAGCGACGUGGGCUACAGCCCGCCCGGCGCCUACCACGGCAUCCAGCACAUGGACUCCCAGGCGUCGCUGACGGGCGGCCCGCACAAGGUGGAGAGCCAGCAGGCGCUGGUUAACCCCCAUCCCGAGGCAGGAUGCGGCGGUAUGCCCGAGGCUCACCACGGGGCGCCACAGCCCGUCGAGGAUGAAGAGAAGAAGUCCUGGUUCAUCCACACACUGAGCGAGAACCUGAGCAUCAUCUAUGCGGUCUUCCUGGUCACGCUGGGCAUCGUCAUCUACCUGGCAGACACCUUCAACAACCAUGACUCCGCCAUGGCCGAGGCCUUCAACGUGUUCCUGAUCGUGGUGCAGUUGCUCUGGCUCUUCUACGUGCAUGUGGAUGUUCGCCGCUACGUCAGCCACAUCUCGCGGGCGCUGGAGGAGGCCAAGACCAAGCAGGUGAACAAGGACGAGCAGGUGCAGCUGGAGCCCACCGGGGACGGCCAGUACCAGCUGCGCAUCAAUGUGCCCGAGGCGCCGAGGACCAUCCCGCAAUACUACGGCUUUACCUCGGGCAGGCACGGCGGUUCCCUCUACCUCAAGAUCGGUGCUACAGUCUUCUGCCUGGGUUACCUGAUCCACACCGGCCUUAACCUGGGCCAGAAGAUCCUGUACCUGACGGAAGACAACGAGGACUUCGAGAACUGCACGUGCACGACUGACGUGGUGAUGUACGUGCUGCAGCCAGUGUACGCCUUCUACCAGCUCUUCUUCAUCUUCAAGUACUCCAACCUCAUCAUCAACCGCAGGAAGGUGUUCGCGAGGUUUGGCAUCAUGCACUGCAUCGCCUCCUCGUUGUGCUUCUGGGUGUUCACCAUCAUGCAAGAGACUCUCCAGGCCAUCUUCAUGAAGAGCAAGGACAAGGGUUACAACUACAGCGGCACCACCGAUGCCUACACCAAGUAUUCAGUGUUCAGCGACCUGGACGGCGACGACUCCAACGAAAACGAAGUUGACCAUCCGGUGAGCUACGCGGCCAAGAAGACUUCCGCCGCGUCCUCGUGGUCCAUCAACUAUGGAUGUGAGAACGACACCCACUUGUCCAGCAUGAUCAACGCCACUACGCCUUACCUCUACCCCUUCAGCAUUGAGUUCAACAUCUUGAUGGUGGGCCUGUGGAUUCUCCUGUGGGAGAACAUCGGCCGCUUCGAGCGCCACACGCACAUUCCCUCCGUGGAGGUGACCUACGAGGAGGACAACAGCAAGUCACUCAGCUCAAACCUCAUCAUCUACGUGGACUGCCACGCCUCCAACCGUGGCCUGUUUGCCGGCCUGCUGAUGACCGUGGCCACCGUCAUCUCCAUCAUUUUGUUCUUCAUCUUCUCGGCGUCCGAGACCACCCGCGCGCUGGGCGCCACCGUUAACGGCGCCAGCGAAGUGAUCCUACUGUCCUGCAUGCUGGUGGCAGGAUUCUUCGCUUACAACUCCAUCCGCCUACUGGACAUGAUCAAGCAUGGCAUCAGCGCCGUGGAUGACAUCCUGCUGUUUGUGUGCCUGCCCUGUAUCUUCUUCUACGCCUUCUUUACCAUGGUGCCCUCCAUCACAGACGGCAACUAUCUGUCCGUGUGUGUAUCCAUCCUCCAAGUGUCCCAGGUCAUCCUGCAGACGGCACUGAUGAACGAUGGCUUGCGCCGUUGCUCCAACUCCCAGGCGCUGCAGCACAAGAAGCCUGGCAGAGAGGUGAUCACGUACCUGGUGGUGGCCAACGUGGCCAUGUGGCUGCUGCAGACAUUUGAGAUCAAAAGCUCCGAAGGAAACUCUGUAUUCUACGACUUUUAUGGCAAGGAGCUAUGGACGCUGCUGUCCCACCUGACGCUGCCACUCGCGCUCUUCUACCGCUUCCACUCUUCCGUGUGUCUGGCGGACAUGUGGAAGGCGGCGUAUGAGCCGGAGGAGUCCCACUAGGAGGAGCGGCCUCUAGCGCGGCGCCCUUUACAGAGGCUGGCCUCAAUCCGGGUCCUCCCUAGUAGCAGCAGCAGCAGCAGCGGCUGCGUCCUGUACAUAGUACAUCACCCCUGCCCUCCACCGCCGGCCAGGCACACCUGAGCUGCUUUCCAGGGGCUUUCUCGCCCGCAAGCCGAUUAUAGAUACAAAAAAUUUACCAAUAGUAUUAAUAAGUUUUAAAAAUAUCUAUAGACAGGGUUUGAUUUUGAAUGCUAGUUUAAAUUACACACACACACACACACACACACACACACACACACACACACACACACACACACACACAUAUACACACACACACACACAGGAGUGCCAAGGGUCAGCGGUAGGAGGGGCCGGCCAUUGGCACCCCUCGGCUCCCUCCCUGGUGUGUACAUAACAGGCGCUGCCUCAGGUGCAAAGCCGCUCUCAUUGCUCAUCCUGUAUUUAUGAUGCCAUACAACUGUAGAUACUGACCCUCGCCCCUUGUGAUAAACUGGUCAGGUCGAUGCGCUGCCCUCGGUCGGCUGCCGCGUCUGGCCGAGGUGUUGAGCGCCUCGACUCCUCCUCUUGUGAUAUGUAUGCAUAGUGGAGGCUCGCAAAGCAGCAGCAGUUCUGGAGUACUUGACAGAGACGGACGCUGCACGGCCACCAAGGCCCGGCAUUACCUCUCGCUCUGUGUUGUACAUGUUGUACUUAAUUUUGUUUACUUAAGUUAUAAGACAAGUACAAGCGAAUCAUUUGUACUUAUGCCAAAUAAAAUAUUGAUUUAU
This is a messenger RNA of Portunus trituberculatus (swimming crab), 5858 nucleotides long. RefSeq names its product proton channel OtopLc-like. Lineage: Eukaryota; Metazoa; Arthropoda; Malacostraca; Decapoda; Portunidae. Bases 247 to 5070 code for a protein of 1607 amino acids. The transcript is spliced from 7 exons. Gene Ontology annotation, biological process: proton transmembrane transport. Gene Ontology annotation, cellular component: membrane. The record is from RefSeq and is a predicted model, not a curated record. Gene Ontology annotation, molecular function: proton channel activity.